This is a messenger RNA of Malus domestica (apple), 1280 nucleotides long. The record is from RefSeq and is a predicted model, not a curated record. Lineage: Eukaryota; Viridiplantae; Streptophyta; Magnoliopsida; Rosales; Rosaceae.
GCUUUAUUUAUUUAGAUGUUUAAUUACUGCUACAUUUUGUUUUCUCAGCUACUAACAUACUUUGUGUGUUGCUUUACAGGUGUUGGAGUUGGGUUUACAUCUGCUUUACUUUUUAAGUAUGCAGGGUUGGAUAUUGACAAUCUUCAAAACUUGGAGUGCUGUCUGUUUGUCCUCUUUCCAUAUUUCUCUUACAUGCUUGCAGAAGGUCUUGGUCUGUCUGGUAUUGUGUCAAUAUUGUUCACAGGAAUGGUCAUGAAGCAUUAUACGUAUUCAAAUUUAUCAGAAAACUCUCAAAGAUUUGUUUCUUCCUUUUUCCAUUUGAUAUCAUCACUAGCGGAGACGUUUGUGUUUAUAUACAUGGGCUUUGAUAUUGCCAUGGAACAACAUAGCUGGUCACAUGUGGGGUUCAUUUUUUUCUCAAUUAUAUUUAUUGUAGUUGCAAGGGCAGCUAAUGUUUUUUCUUGUGCAUAUUUGGUCAAUUUGGUUCGACCUGCACACAGACAGAUACCUUUAAAACACCAGAAAGCACUUUGGUAUAGUGGACUUCGAGGGGCCAUGGCUUUUGCCCUGGCUCUGCAAUCAGUUCAUGAUCUCCCAGACGGACAUGGCCAGACUAUAUUCACUGCAACCACUGCCAUAGUGGUUCUGACGGUGUUAUUAAUUGGAGGUUCAACCGGCACCAUGCUGGAAGCUUUACAAGUUGUAGGUGAUGGCAUUGAGGGAACUUUGGGUGAAAAUUUUGAAGGGAACAAUGGCUAUAUUGCACCAUCUUUUGAUGACGAAGGAUCAUCAGGAAACAGGAUCAAGAUGAAACUGAAGGAAUUCCAUCAGAGCACAGCGUCAUUCACAGCGUUAGAUCGAAACUACCUCACGCCAUUCUUUACAAGCCAGAAUGGUGAUGAAGAGGAUGAGCUUGAUGAGCCAAUGCCUAGCUCUACAAGAAGGGGUUUCCAUGGCCUUGGCCAACAGUCUCGAUGAUUCAGUUUUCCGAAAUAAAUAAGGUAGAAGAUGAAGUCAGUUUUGUAUAUAGGCUUGCGCCAUGAAAAUGGCUUCAUGGAUGUGAAAGUCACAAAUGCACUAAUAUUAGUAUCCAUUUUCUGUACUUAUUGAUCUCUUACACCCGAUGUAUUGAUAGAAGUAAAUACCGGAUUGAAGUUGAACCAUCCGUACUUAAUUUUGCUUUGUAUAAUUCUUAGUUUCUUCUCCAUGGAACUUGAAAAUGUGUGAUAGCCUUUUCCAUUUUGUAAUAUCAUGAUUCAAGCUGUUCAUUUUUUAUGUCA